AUGUCCGCUUCGCCAUCACCUUUGGCCGUCGCUAUUCAGAUGGACCCCAUCGAGGGUGUCGACAUCAACGGCGACAGUACCUUCGCGCUGGCGUUGGAGGCGCAGGCACGCGGUCACGCGCUCUGGCACUAUCUGCCGCAGGAUCUGAGUUUUCACCAUGGCCGGCUGACGGCACGCGCCCGGCAGCUCGAGGUCCGGCGAGAGCCUGGUGCCCACUUUACGCUCAGCGCGUUCCAGACACUCGACCUGGGCGGCGUCGAUGUGGUGCUGAUGCGUCAGGAUCCGCCCUUCGACAUGGCCUACAUCACGGCCACCCAUCUGCUGGAGCACGUUCACCCGACGACGCUGGUGGUCAACGAUCCCGUCAGCGUGCGCAACGCUCCGGAGAAGCUUUUCGUUACUCACUUCGCCGAGCUGAUGCCGCCGACUCUCAUCACCAGCGACCGUGCCGAGGUCGUCGCCUUUCGCGCAGAACAUGGCGAUAUCAUCGUCAAGCCGCUGUUCGGCAACGGCGGUGCCGGCGUCUUCCACCUGACGCCGGAAGACGAGAAUCUCAACGCCCUGCUUGAGCUUUUUACCGAGCUCUAUCGCGAGCCGAUCAUCGUCCAACGCUAUCUGCCCGAGGUGCGCCGGGGCGACAAGCGUAUCAUCCUGGUCGACGGCGAGCCGGCGGGAGCGAUCAACCGUGUGCCCGCCAAGGGCGAGGCCCGUUCCAACAUGCACGCCGGCGGCCGCGCGGAGAAGGCGGAGCUGACGCAGCGCGAUCUCGACAUCUGCCAUGCCCUCGGCCCGAUCCUGCGGGAGCAGGGCUUGAUCUUCGUCGGGAUCGACGUGAUCGGCGACUAUCUGACCGAGGUCAACGUCACCAGCCCGACCGGCAUCCAGGAGAUCGAUCGCUUCGACGGCGCCAAUCUUUCCGGCCUGAUCUGGGAUGCUAUCGAAAAGCGGAUCGACCGGGCGGUUGAAUAG
This is a messenger RNA of Symbiodinium necroappetens, 969 nucleotides long. The record is from the annotation of a GenBank genome assembly. NCBI's taxonomy places the organism in Eukaryota, Dinophyceae, Suessiales, Symbiodiniaceae.